AUGUUUGCAGAGCCGUCAAUGCCAGAGAGGCGACCCUCGCCAGGCCUGCAGCUCAACCUCUCCUCCAACAACCCCUUCCGCAGAGCUGCUUCACCCGCCUUCCCCUCGCCCGCCAGUGCCAACCGCUCGAGCUCGGGCAGCAGACCAAUGUCGCGCAAUCCCUUUAUAUCUACCUUCGAGGCCGAAUUUAACAAGGAGGCAUCCCGAGACCUCGUUGACAUGUCUGCCACCAUGAAGGAAUCUCCCAAGAAAUCAACCUUUGGCUUUGCCGCCGAAGAGCUCUUUCCACAUCAUUCCUCCGCUGUAUUAAAUACGGUACAAUCCCUAGCCGCCAUUGAGCCACCAAACAUGGACCGCUUCAGGCGCUUCGUGAUGCAGUUUGCUGACUACCCUGCUCUUACUCAGGCCAACCUCACCAUCGAUGACAGCGACAAGAAGCGAGCUCCCCCACCACGCCCGGCUCCUGCCCGGAGCGGCACAGAUCCCCGUGCAGGCCACCGCCCAUCUCGCUCCGAAGAGGAGAGGCGCGCCGAGCGCAUGCGUGAAGCUUCUCGUGGCGGCUCUCGACCACGCGGCCCUCCCAGUUCUUCGCGUCCUCCCCACCUGAGCAGUCCCGAACGUCGUGAGAACCGCCGUCCUCGACGCAACUCUGAAUCCUCCAUCAUCGACCGAGGCUCGUUGGAUCCGCGUGAGGAGCGCAGGCGCAGGGAGCGUCGCAAAGAGCGCGAAGAGCGUGCCAAAGAUGGUAAAGAUAAGAACGGAAAGCGUGUCCGCAGGCCACAAGGUCUUGAUCUCAUCGACAAACUCGAUGUGACUGGCAUCUACGGACCUAGCAUGAUCCACCACGAUGGACCAUACGAUGCUGUGCAGCCCCACCGGAACCGUAAGAAGGACCAGCGCGCACCUAUGCAUGCCUUCCCUGUCGGUUCGGCCAACAAUACUCUAGGUGGCUCCGGACCGCUUAACACCAAGAUUGAUCUAGACAGGAUCCAUGGAAGAGGUGCUGAGGGCUUCACCGACUUUGCCGGUGCCGAAACCGAGUGGAAGAAGCCUGCUCCAGUGGCUGCAGAGUUCAGUGCAAAGGGCCGAGAAGACAUUGUGCACGGCGAGCAGACCCACGGUCUUGGAACAUCCACUUUUCUCGAGGGUGCCCCGGCAUCCCGUAAAGCGAUCCAGGAGGAGUCUGACGCUCAGCGACAGAAGCAGCUGGCUGAAGGUGGUUUGGGCCGCAAGAAAUCCAUUGCCCAGCGAUUCCGCGGCAUCUCUCAGCCCCGACGUUAUGGUGAUGGUCCUCGCAUCACCUCGCCCGAGGCACGUUACGGAUCUGCCACCAGUCCAAGUGGUCCUUACAGCGCUGGAGCCAUCUCGCAAACCAAAGCAACAGAGCAGAACCCAUUCUUCAGCGACGACUACGACAAGGCCUAUGAUGCCAAGGGUGCAACUAUCAAGACCAACGAGGGCGGACCUUCGCCACCUCGAGGCGCUGCGCUGCAACGAUCCAUUACCACAGAUAGUGUAGGAUCUCCCACUGGUGAGGGCAAGCCCAGUGGUGGAUUCCUUAACCGGGUCAAGUCUCUGAAAGGUGGACGCCGACGCCCUGCUUGA
Alternaria postmessia is the source of this 1605-nucleotide messenger RNA. RefSeq lists its product as uncharacterized. The transcript has 3 exons. Gene Ontology annotation, cellular component: cytoplasm. Lineage: Eukaryota; Fungi; Ascomycota; Dothideomycetes; Pleosporales; Pleosporaceae. The coding region runs from base 1 to 1605 and encodes 534 amino acids. The record is from RefSeq and is a predicted model, not a curated record.